AGGCGAAAGCAACGACAAUUGGAUAAACUGCAGACCAGUUUUUCGGCGCGGUUCUCCGACUUUACGACUGAUCGACGAAUAGAUCGCGCUACGCGGCGGACGAUUUCUGCAGGAGCACUAAAAUCUCUACAACACCAUGCCAAUGGAUAUCGACAUGAGCCGACGGAACAAAACCCCCCGACCUCUAACGGAUUCGGAGCGGGCUCGGCUUGAAGAGUUUAUCGAUGCUAUUCGGUACUCAGAAAGGUACCACGACGAUGAAUACGAGUAUCGCCAUGUCCAGCUGCCAAAGUUGAUGCUCAAAGCGAUUCCUAAAGAAUACCAUGACUCUGCCAAGGGCACGUUAAAGCUUCUUUGGGAGGAAGAAUGGAGGGCCAUGGGAAUGACACAGAGUCUCGGCUGGGAGCACUACGAAGUUCAUGAGCCGGAGCCGCAUAUUCUCCUUUUCAAGCGACCUCUCGACUAUCAACCUCCGCAGUGAACCCAUGCGCGAACAGGCCGUCGCUCAAACUGUAUAUGAUAACCUUGAAUUUUCCGCGUCGGCUGAUGAUGCAUCAAGAGUCCCUUUGUUUAAUGUCCCAUUA
Trichoderma asperellum CBS 433.97 is the source of this 584-nucleotide messenger RNA. The record is from RefSeq and is a predicted model, not a curated record. NCBI's taxonomy places the organism in Eukaryota, Fungi, Ascomycota, Sordariomycetes, Hypocreales, Hypocreaceae.